CAGAUGAUGAAGUCGAUAGGAUCCCUUCGUCAACAACGAUUUUGAAACCCUUUCUUGACGUCAAUCUUCACAUUCCAUUUUCCAUUUCCCCUUUCUUUCUUUCUUACUUUCUUUAACCCCCUGCAGGCCUCCCGCCGCUAUUUAAAGCUACUCUCCACUCACCUCCAUUCCCCCGCCCAGAUUUCCUCUAAUAAUAUCAUCGCCCUUUACUUUUCUCCGGUCAAGAUGAUAGCCUAUUUGGUUGAGCGCUGUUUGCCGGAAAAUGACGCCGCCGACUCCCCGCCGGAGCACCCCAAUGAAGACGCUAUCAAUUUGGGCCUCGAGGAUCUUCAGGGGACUGUCGAAUAUGGCUCUGCUUCUUCUAACGCCUUUGCGGCUAAGGAUUUUGGCGGCUUGCAUGCCGUUAAGCCGUUGGCGGUUGUUAGGCCGGCGGUUGCUGAUGACGUGGCAAGGGUCAUAAGGGUGGCGUUGCGUUCUCCGGCGCUUACCGUGGCGGCAAGAGGAAACGGCCACUCCAUCAACGGCCAGGCUAUGGCCCACCGCGGCGUCGUCGUUGAUAUGAAGUCGCUCGCCGGAAUCGCCGUUGUUCGUGACUGUAGCAAAUCUGGUGGUCCGGUGGUUGAGGUCGGCGGCGGGGCAUUGUGGUCCGACGUGCUGAAACGCUGCGUUUUGGGGUAUGGAUUGGCGCCCCGGUCUUGGACGGAUUAUCUGGAUUUAACGGUCGGCGGGACGCUGUCCAACGCCGGCGUUAGUGGCCAGGCGUUCCGUUUUGGGCCGCAAACGGCAAACGUAACGGAGCUAGAAGUCGUUACUGGUAACGGAGAAAUAACGGUCUGUUCUCACACCAACAAUUCUGAACUCUUCUUUUCUGUUCUUGGCGGUCUUGGUCAAUUUGGUAUCAUCACCCGAGCUCGGGUCUUGCUUCAACCCGCCCCGGAUAUGGUGAGAUGGAUUAGGUUAGUGUACAGUAAUUUUACCGACUACAUGCUAGAUGCCGAGUCAUUGGUAACUCGAGACAGCUCAUUCGAUUACGUGGAAGGAUUUGUGUUUGUGAAUAGUGAUGACCCUGUUAAUGGGUGGCCCUCAGUGUUGUUUGAUCCCCAGCAUCAGUUUGAUACGACCUGUAUGUCCAAAAAUGUUGAUCCAGUUUUGUAUUGUCUUGAGGUGGCCCUAUAUUACAAAAGUGAUGACCCUCCCUCGACCGUUGAUAAGAUGGUGGAGAAAUUAAUUGAAGGGUUGAGAUAUUGCCAGAAUUUGAAAUUACAAAUGGAUUUGAGUUAUAUGGAUUUCUUGUUACGAGUGAAGAAAGCUGAACAAGAUGCUAAGGCCAAUGGCAUAUGGGAUGCCCCUCACCCGUGGCUCAACUUGUUCGUGUCCAAAAAGGACAUUGCAGACUUCGAUCGGCUCGUGUUCAAGAAGCUUUUGAAGGAUGGGGUUGGUGGUCCUAUGCUGGUCUAUCCAUUGAUUCGGUCCAAGUGGGAUAAUCGAACUUCGGUGGUACUGCCAGAAGGGGAAAUCUUCUAUCUAGUGGCACUUCUCCGGUUCAGCCAUCAGUACCCAAACGGUCCACCGGUUCAAGAGUUGGCGGCACAGAACCGGGAAAUUGUUCAGUGCUGCAUAAGAAAUGGGUUCAGUUUCAAAUUAUACCUCCCUCACUACAACUCCAAGGAGGAAUGGAAGCACCACUUUGGGAAUCAAUGGCCAAGAUUCGUCGAGAGGAAGUCCACUUUUGAUCCAAUGGCUAUUCUUGCUCCUGGACAGAAAAUUUUCACUAGGAACCAACAACAACCCUAGCUAGCUAGCUUCUACACAUCUCCAUUUGUUAAUUACCUAGCUAUACCCAUUUUUCACCUUUGAUUUUUUUGCUUUUAGUUUUCCUCUUCUGUAACUUUUAUAAUCCACUUUGUUUUACUUUUCUCCGGUAAAUGAAUGCUUUUCAAGAAUCACUAAAAGGUGUUAGCUCAAGCUGAGGGGUUGAAUCAUUUAAAUAUGAAAUACCUUAUUAGAUACAUA
Molecule: messenger RNA, 2013 nt
Organism: Ipomoea triloba (trilobed morning glory)
Lineage: Eukaryota; Viridiplantae; Streptophyta; Magnoliopsida; Solanales; Convolvulaceae
Product: cytokinin dehydrogenase 7-like
Exons: 4
Coding region: 226-1794 (522 amino acids)
Biological process (GO): cytokinin metabolic process
Molecular function (GO): FAD binding; cytokinin dehydrogenase activity
Source: RefSeq, a predicted model, not a curated record